Trichechus manatus latirostris (Florida manatee) is the source of this 7522-nucleotide messenger RNA. RefSeq names its product transmembrane 9 superfamily member 4 (gene TM9SF4). Gene Ontology annotation, cellular component: membrane. Bases 2672 to 4624 code for a protein of 650 amino acids. NCBI's taxonomy places the organism in Eukaryota, Metazoa, Chordata, Mammalia, Sirenia, Trichechidae. The record is from RefSeq and is a predicted model, not a curated record. Gene Ontology annotation, biological process: protein localization to membrane. The transcript is spliced from 17 exons.
UAAUAGCCUUUUUGGUUUGGAUUUGGUUUUCUAUGUCUGUUUGGUUGUACAGCAGAGGUGCCGACAUGACUUAGUGGAUUUGAGUUGAGCCUUAGCCCCCUUCUGAUUCAUUGGGUUAUCUUAUCCAAGGCCCUUAACAUCUCUGCCUCUCAAUUCUACAUCAUUCCAAAGAUAAGAAGACCUGUCCUGCUGAUCUCAAAAUAAUAAUAAUAGCAAACAUGAAUAUGGCACUUACCACAUAACAGGCACUAUUCUAAGCCAUUGAAAUAUAUUAACUUCUUCAGUCCACAUGACCAUCCUAUGAGGUAGGGUCUUUUACGAUCCCUGCUCUACAGAUGAGGAAGUUGAGGUUUAGAGAGGCCAAGAAACUUGCCCAAGUCAUGGAGGUAAUGAGAAGUAGAAAUGAGAUCUGAACCCAGACAGCCUAGCCCCAGGAUUUUGGCUUAUAUUUUCAAAGGAGAUUGGGAUAUGAAAGCCGUUUGGGAAAAAUGCAAAGCAUGAAGAGGAGAAUGGAAAUACUGAGGAAUAAUAUGCCAUUCAUGAAGCUUUGUUCCUCCUCAGUCAUCCCUCCUCAGGUAGCCAAAAAUGGUGAGAAGUAUCCAGAAUUCAAGCUCCAGGAGAACUGGUUGCAAGUCUCAAUCUAUGACUUAUUAACUGUGAGACUCCAGGAAAAUCACUUCCAGUCUCUUAUCUUCCAUCUUGGGGAUAACAUCUGUGCUGCUACACCUCGGGAUGGUUGUGCAGAUCAUAAGAGUUCGUGGGUGUGUGUUUCAAUUUUCCUUUACUGCAUAACAAACCACCCCAAAACUUAAAACAACUGGGCUCAGCUGGGCCGUUAUUCUAUUCCAUGUGGUGUUAGAUGAGGUUAUUCAUGUGGCUGCAUUCAGCUGGCAGUUGAGCUGGGGUUGGAAUGUCUAGAAUAACUUCAUUCACAUGUCUAGUGCUCAGCUGGAAUUUCUAGAAUGUUUUGGGGAGCUGGCUGGGCCUUCCUCUCUCUCCAUGUGGCUCUCUAGCAGGGUAACCAGACUUAUUUACAUGGCAGGUAACUUCCAAGAGAGUGGAAGCAGAAGUUGCCAAGUCUCUUAAAGCCAAGACCGAGAAGUGGCACAGAGUCACUUGCACCAUAUUUUAGGGGUCAAAGCAAGUGACAUGACCAGCCAGAUUCAAGGUAAGGGGAAAAAUAUUCUACUUCUUGAUGGGAGAAACAACAUACUCAUUCAAGGAUGGGAGGACUUGUUGGCAGCCAUCUUUGCAGACAAUCCACCACAAUAGUGCUCAUAGGUGGGGAUCAAAGUUCAACUGCCCCCCCCCCACAAGAAGUAAGGUUAGAUAAGAGAGUCUUAUGAACAUUUUUAGUACAAUGCUUGGCACACAGCACUCAGUAAGUUCUGAUGAUGACUAUUAUUAAUCAUUACUAUUCUUUUAACAACUUUUUGAAGCACUGGCAGAUAGUACUGGUACUAUACCCACUUUCCAAUAACAGAUGGACCAGAUGGACUGUGAGGUCUUUUCUAAUCUUAAUAUCAUGAUUAUUUGAGCCCUCUUCUACGACGUAGCUUAGAAAGGUUGACUAACUUGCUUGAGUCAUACACUUGGCUAGCUAGCACAUGGUGAAGUCCAUAAAGAUGCCUACUUCCACUAAAUAUGCUGUUUUUGAUUUAAUAAAUAUUUAAUUGUGCACCUACCAUAUACCAGAAGCUGCUGUCAUGUCAUCAAGUCUCCCAGAUUCAUGGUGACGCCAUGCACAACCAAGUUAAAGGCUGACAUUCCUGCGCCAUCCCCAUGAUCAGUUGAGGAUUGGACCAUUGUGAUCCAUAGGGUUAAAUUGGCUGAUUUUCAGAAGUAGCUUGCCAAGUCUUUUUUCAUAGUCUGUCUUAGUGUGGAAGCUCCGCUGAAACUUGUUCAGCAUCAUAGCACAAUGCAAGCCUGACAGACGAUGGUGGUGGUUGCCCAUGAGUUGCACUGGCUGGGAAUCAAACUGGGUCUCUCCCAUGGAAGGCGAGAAUUCUACCACUGAACCACCACUAUGUAUUAGCAUAUAAUGACAAUUAUUUAUUGAAUGCAUACUAUGUACAUUAUGUCACUGAUUCCUCAUCGUAAAUCUACAAUGAAGGUGUUACCACGUGUCUCCCCAUUUUACAAACAAGAAGACAGAAACAGAGGGGCGUUAAAAAAAAAAAAGAUCCUACCCUCAUAGGGAUUACAAUCUAUUGGAGAAGAUAUAUGACAAUCAAAUAAGUAAUCAAAUAUAUAAUUGCAAAUUAUUCUCGGUAUCGGACUGCUAUCGGAGCCCAAGUGCCAGUCCCUCUUCCCCAAAUCAUGGCUCCGGGUAACCCUGGCAACGGGUUGUACCGCCAACAGUAAAGAUGUCGCCCAGAGAGCGAGCGCAUCUCCACAUACCCCUGCUACCCACAAUGCAGUGGAGAGAGGAGGAGCCGUCUCUGCCAGGAGCUAAUAUGGCGCCCAUAGUUACACCAUUCUCUCUCUUCACCUAAUCAGCGACCUAACUGCCCACACUGAGGUUCUGAGCAGGAGCUAAGUUUCCUUUACCCCUCCGGUGGUCACAACUCCAGGAGCAACUGAAGUCUGGAGGACACCUCGCGGAGUUAAACUCCGUAACCAGGGAAGCCCCAUUUCCGCUGACGUCAUUACGGCGACACGUGGAUCCAAGAUGGCGACGGCGAUGGAUUGGUUGUCAUGGUCCCUGCUGCUUCUCUCUCUCAUAUGCGAAACGAGAGCCUUCUAUGUCCCUGGAGUUGCACCAAUCAACUUCCACCAGAACGACCCUGUAGAAAUCAAGGCUGUGAAGCUCACCAGCUCUCGAACCCAGCUACCUUAUGAAUACUACUCACUGCCCUUCUGCCAGCCCAGGAAAAUAACCUACAAGGCAGAGAAUCUGGGAGAGGUGCUGAGAGGGGACCGGAUUGUCAACACCCCUUUCCAGGUUCUCAUGAAUAGCGAGAAGAAGUGUGAAGUUCUGUGCAGCCAGUCCAACAAGCCCAUGACCCUGACAGUGGAGCAGAGCCGGCUUGUGGCCGAGCGGAUCACGGAGGACUACUAUGUCCACCUGAUUGCCGACAACUUGCCUGUGGCCACCCGGCUGGAGCUCUACUCCAACCGCGACAGCGAUGACAAGAAGAAGGAAAAAGAUGUGCAGUUUGAACAUGGCUACCGGCUCGGCUUCACGGAUGUCAACAAGAUCUACUUGCACAAUCACCUCUCGUUCAUCCUUUACUACCACCGGGAGGAUGUGGAAGAGGACCAAGAGCACACAUACCGUGUCGUCCGCUUCGAGGUGAUUCCCCAGAGCAUCAGGCUGGAGGACAUCAAAACAGAUGAGAAGAGUUCAUGCACCCUGCCUGAGGGGACCAACUCCUCACCCCAAGAAAUUGACCCUACCAAGGAGAAUCAGCUAUUCUUCACCUACUCCGUACACUGGGAGGAAAGUGACAUCAAAUGGGCCUCGCGGUGGGAUACUUACCUGACCAUGAGUGAUGUGCAGAUCCACUGGUUUUCCAUCAUUAACUCUGUCGUGGUGGUCUUCUUCCUGUCAGGCAUCCUGAGCAUGAUCAUCAUCCGGACCCUCCGGAAGGACAUCGCUAACUAUAACAAGGAGGAUGACAUUGAAGACACCAUGGAAGAGUCGGGAUGGAAGCUGGUGCAUGGUGAUGUCUUCAGGCCACCCCAAUACCCCAUGAUCCUCAGCUCCCUGCUGGGCUCUGGCAUUCAGCUCUUCUGUAUGAUCCUCAUUGUCAUCUUUGUGGCCAUGCUUGGCAUGCUGUCGCCCUCCAGCCGGGGAGCGCUCAUGACCACGGCCUGCUUCCUCUUCAUGUUCAUGGGGGUGUUUGGUGGAUUUUCUGCUGGCCGUCUGUACCGCACUCUAAAAGGCCACCGGUGGAAGAAAGGAGCCUUCUGUACAGCAACGCUGUACCCUGGGGUGGUGUUUGGCAUCUGCUUCGUGUUAAAUUGCUUCAUCUGGGGAAAGCACUCAUCAGGAGCGGUGCCCUUUCCCACUAUGGUGGCUCUGCUGUGCAUGUGGUUUGGGAUCUCCCUGCCCCUCAUCUACUUGGGCUACUAUUUCGGCUUCCGCAAGCAGCCAUAUGACAACCCUGUACGCACCAACCAGAUUCCCCGGCAGAUCCCUGAGCAGCGGUGGUACAUGAACCGGUUUGUGGGCAUUCUCAUGGCUGGGAUACUGCCCUUCGGCGCCAUGUUCAUCGAGCUCUUCUUUAUCUUCAGUGCUAUCUGGGAGAAUCAGUUCUAUUACCUCUUUGGCUUCCUGUUCCUCGUCUUCAUCAUCCUGGUGGUGUCCUGUUCCCAAAUCAGCAUCGUCAUGGUAUACUUCCAGCUGUGUGCAGAGGAUUACCGCUGGUGGUGGAGGAAUUUCCUAGUCUCGGGGGGAUCUGCGUUCUACGUCCUGGUCUAUGCCAUCUUUUAUUUUGUUAACAAGGUACCACCCACCUGGAGGAAGCCCCUUAGCCCUCUCAGAGCAGGAGGGUGCAGAGGAGGGUGCUGCGGGGGAGACGGGGGGGACCAAGUGUGUGAAUCUUACUUUCCCACCAAGAUAGGGGAGGGCCAAAGCCAUUCUAGAACUGCUUCUGUUCUAGAACAUGUAUCUUUUUAGGGAGAGAAUCUAUGUUCCAGGACCCAGUUCUAUAUGUUUGGGAGACAGAAGCCUUCAGGGUGAAUGAAAUUGAACGUGCUGUGUGUCAAAACCUAGGCAGUGCAGCCAACGCAGUGCUUAAAGAAAGAUGUCACCUAACAAUGAGUGCUUUUAUUAGGAAAUAAGAGAGUCUGAUAAUACAGUUUUCACCUCAAGAAGCUAGAAAAGAGGAACAAUAAAAUGAAAGAAUAAAGAAAGUUGAUGAGAAGAGUUAAAGGUAAAAGCAGAAAAUGCUGAAAUAGUCUUUAGAACCUAAAUUUAGGACCUCAGGCUUCCUGUCUCGGGAGGCUUCUCCAUUCAAGAGUACUGUUUAGUCCUGCAGAGUAAGGAGGGAAUGGGAAGGGCCUCAUCUGCAUCUAGGAGGCCUUCUUGCUGCCGGCCAGAGGUAAGGUGUAGGCUAAUUAAAAGGAGCCAGGCUUACCUGACUCGGGUAAACUCAACAGAGUUCAUUGUCCCCCGAGAGUGGCAUGAAUAAGAAUACAAACGAUCCCCAGAACUGUUUUGAUUGGUUCAUGAAUGACACAUAAACCAGAGGGACCAUUGACGGGAGUUAGGGUAACUGAUGGGCCCCUACCCUCUGAGGCUAACACUGAAAACUUGAUCUCACCUGCUGGGCUUGAAACCUCCAAAGCCCAAAAGCAAGUAGCCCCGUUUGCAACCAGGGUUUAUUCCCAAAGUGGAGUUGUAGGUCGGUUGGUUGAUGCUUAGAAUGCCCUUUCCCAAAAAUACCAGGCUGGAAAGGACUUUAAGGAUCAUUUAGUACAGCAUUCCACUCCUGUUUCUAGGUGAUCAUGUCCCUACCCUCCAGCGAUCCCAACAAAUGAUCAUAUAGCACAGGGGUCUGCAAACCAGCCUGGGCCAGUAGGCCUGCUUCUGUAAAUAAAGUUUUAUUGGAACACAGCCAUGCUCAUUCAUUUACAUAUCUGUGGCUGCUUUUACAUUGCAGCAGCAGAGUUGAGUAGUUGCAUCAGAGACCAUAAGGCCCGCAAAACCUAAAACAUUUAUAUAAUCUGUCCUUUUAUGAAAACAUUUAUCGACUCCUGAUCUAGCACAUGCAGUGACAGAGAAGACAUUUCCUCCUGACACUCAUUCUCUCUGGACAGCUCCUAUCAUUAUCAGGGUCUUCCUUGAUCCACAGUGAAAUCUGCCUCCCUGUAACUUCUGUCUUCAGACCUUUGUCGUGUUCCCAGGAUCAUCAGAACCAAUCUCUCUCCUGUACAGUUCAUAGGAAUCAGAACUCUUUUGAGUGGCAAGUGACCAAAACCUAGUUCAAACUAGUGUAAGCAAAAGGGAAUUUAUUGGCUAGUGUAACUGGCAAGUUUAAGAAGUUGGAAUUCUGGCUAGAAGCAUGGUUGGAUCCAGGACCUCGAAUGAUAGCAGAGCUCUGUGUCCUGCCUCAGCCCUGUGUGUUUGUUUGGCUUCAUUCUGCAGGUAGCCUCUUUCUACACGGGGGACGGAUGGCCAGUGGCAGCCCUAGACUGUUCUCUUUCCAGCUCAGCAGCCCUAGAGCUAAGGAAGAAAAAAGUCUUUCUUCACCAUCAUAUGUCAGUCCCAGGGAAGAUUUCAUUGGCUCUGCUUGGGUUACAUGCCCAUCCCUCAACUGUUCACCAAGGCCAAUCAGAUGACAUAUUCUGAUUGACUAGCUUAGUCUUGUACUAGGGAUGACAGUCCCAACAGAACCACAGAGUAGGGAGUAGGUUCCCCAAAAUACCUGGAAGAAGGAAGACAGGAGAUGGUGUUGGGCAAACAAAACCCAGCUACUACAGCCUCCUACACUGACCCUGAGAUUACGUCGCAGCCUCCUGUCCGUCCUCCUUUCUGCCCCAGCCUUUCUUUUCUGCUCUCAGAACCCCUUCUUCUGGCCCCAUUUGCCUUCUCCGUAAAAUGAGAGCCUUGGCCUGCAUGAGAUCUGAGGGCCUUUGUCCUUUUCCUUUUUUUUACCACCGCUCUGCCCUUCCCCUCCCUCUCACCCCCCUCCAGCCACGAGAAUGUGUAUAAGGAGAGACGGGGGUUGAGCCUGCAAAUAUGGCCUUUACCCCCAGUUUGAAGAUAUUUGCCCUUGGGGAGAGGGUUUCAAAUAGUGGCCUUUACGUUUUCUUCCGGGCUUCUGUCAUUUUGUGACCAAAUGUCUGCCCAUGAGCCCUGGAACAAACCCCACUCAGUCCCUGGUGUACUGUCAUAUCAUGGUACCAGAGCACCAGAUAAGCUCCACUUGUCCCAGCAAACACCACAGUAACACAGAUCCUAGUAUCCUUUCCCAGACCUCUAACCUUGCCCCCAGUUAUAAAGGAGUCUAAAAUGUGUCAAGAUAAAAAUCGGUGUGAGGUUUUAAUGGAAGUGACUGAAGCAUUCUCUGGAGGAGAGGCUGAGGCAGGCUGAUGGUGGCAUGCUGGUCCUUAAGCUGGCAGCUGCUGUAACCGUCCAGGAGCCUGCUAUUUGGGGGGCUACAGAUGGCCCAUUGGCCCAGGAAGGGGCACAGCUGUGGCCAUUCCUGCCUACAGCAUUCCAGCUUGUCUCCCAGUCUUCCCUAGGAAGACUCCUACUGUCACGAGAAAUGGACUGGGCCAGUGGCACUGGGCCUUGGACUUUCAGCGCUCUGGCCCCAGGUUCAAAUCCCAGUGCCCUCUACUUCCUAGCUGUGUAACUGUGGGUGUUGUUUAACCUGUGUGCCCCAUCAGUCAAAUGGGAAUAAUAACCUACUAGGUGGUCAUGAGCACACAAGGUGGUAUUUGUACAUAUGAGUGUCAGCCAUGGCUGUGAGCCACGCCAGAACCUUGCUGCACACCUGGAGCAAGGCCCUUCCUCAUAUCCACCACUAGAUCAGUGAGGGCGGGGCCCCACCGUUUGCCAUGGCCAGCU